This is a messenger RNA of Alligator mississippiensis (American alligator), 6343 nucleotides long. It is a transcript of the gene SLC35A3, whose product is annotated as solute carrier family 35 member A3. Gene Ontology annotation, cellular component: Golgi membrane. NCBI's taxonomy places the organism in Eukaryota, Metazoa, Chordata, Crocodylia, Alligatoridae. The record is from RefSeq and is a predicted model, not a curated record. The coding region runs from base 502 to 1545 and encodes 347 amino acids. The transcript is spliced from 8 exons. Gene Ontology annotation, molecular function: UDP-galactose transmembrane transporter activity. Gene Ontology annotation, biological process: pyrimidine nucleotide-sugar transmembrane transport.
CCCUGAUACAUGAAACUUAAGGUAAAAGGAAGGGAAGAGGGAACAAAGCAAGCUGAGCACCUACAGGGAAGUUAUUGUAAGUUAAUAGGUGGGGCAUUUUCUUACUGGAAUGUGAAAGUUCAACUGUUGUGCAGUUCCAGACACGUGACUAACAUACGGUACCACGUACAGCAUAAAACGAAGGUGCUUCAUUUGUACACAACAUUGCUGACGACUGCUUUUCUUGGAACCUGCAACUCGGUUCCAUUCUUAACUCCAAGAACAAUCUUUCUUUUACAACCACAGCAAUACUUAAGUUCAUUUUGUGUGGCUGUUAAUGCUUUGGGUCCAUUUAAGGAAUCAGUGGAAUAAAUAUUUGAUGUUCUUUUGCUGCUACCUUUCUGAGGCACUUUGUCCUAUUUAAGGAACUGCUUGGCAGGAAAGAAAAUGGAAGUGACCAAUUUUUUACAGGCAAAGUUAAAUGGAUGAUAUUACAGUCUUAAAUUUCUGCUUUCUGGAAUCAUGACAGAUAAUGAACCCAAGAUUGUACUUGAAGACAACAAUUCUGAAAGUGAAGGUCAAGCAAUGUCUACCAAUUUGAAAUAUCUCUCCUUGGGGAUCUUGGUCUUUCAGACCACUAGUUUGGUCUUGACUAUGCGUUAUUCUCGGACAUUGAAAGAAGAAGGACCUCGCUACUUAUCCUCCACUGCAGUAGUUAUUGCUGAGCUGCUGAAGAUUAUGGCCUGUAUUUUACUUGUCUACAAAGAUAGCAAGUGCAAUUUUCGGACACUGAACCGGGUACUACAUGAUGAAAUCCUUAACAAGCCAAUGGAAACACUUAAACUUGCUAUUCCAUCGGGAAUUUAUACCCUCCAGAAUAACUUGCUCUAUGUAGCACUGUCAAAUCUAGAUGCAGCCACUUAUCAGGUCACAUAUCAAUUGAAAAUUCUUACCACAGCUUUAUUUUCUGUGUCCAUGUUAAGUAAGAAAUUAGGUGUAUACCAGUGGCUUUCUUUAGUGAUUUUGAUGACAGGAGUUGCACUUGUCCAGUGGCCCUCAGAUUCUCAAACAUUAACUGCUAAGGAGCUUUCUGCAGGGUCUCAGUUUGUAGGCCUCAUGGCAGUUCUUAUAGCGUGCUUUUCCAGUGGAUUUGCUGGGGUGUAUUUUGAGAAAAUUUUAAAAGAAACCAAACAAUCUGUGUGGAUCAGAAACAUCCAACUUGGAUUUUUUGGUAGCAUAUUUGGAUUGAUGGGUGUGUACAUUUAUGAUGGAGAACUUAUCUCAAAGAAUGGAUUUUUUCAAGGGUAUAACAAACUUACGUGGACAGUUGUAGUUCUACAGGCACUUGGGGGCCUUGUGAUUGCUGCUGUCAUAAAAUAUGCAGACAAUAUUUUAAAAGGAUUUGCAACUUCUUUGUCUAUUAUCUUGUCAACAUUGAUCUCCUAUUUCUGGUUGCAAGAUUUUGUCCCUACUAGUGUCUUUUUCUUUGGAGCCGUUCUUGUAAUAGCAGCUACCUUCCUAUACGGUUAUGAUCCAAAACCUGCAGGAAAUCCUAUUAAGGCAUAACAGACUUCCUUACCCAUCUGUUUCUCAAAACUGUGCAUUAAGGACCUCAAAAAAUAAUUUGCAUAUGGGUGAUGGCAUCAAGCACUGGAAGGAGAGGAUUAUCACGCUGAAGCUGAGCAAGAACUAAUUAUUGCUAAUUACUGGUUUUGGACAACGAAAGGGAUUAAACACACAAAAAUAUAUGUAAUUCUGAUGAAAGAAUGAAGGGGGAACUUCUAAGUGCAACUUGGUAAUACAGACUUGAACAAAAUGUUUCCAAGCAGCUGCAAUUAGGAAUGUUUACAACUUGAACUUGAGGUUAAACAGAAGAUUUUACUGUUUUGACUGCUGCGGAACUGUCCUAUGCACUCUUUGCAAGAGCACAUGACAAUAUUGUCAGAUUGUAUCUGUUUUUGCAAAUUGACUCUAUUUAAACUUAGUAAAUAUGUUUUUAACUGUUUUGUCUUUGGACUUUGAAUUGAACACAAUUCAUAGUUCUAAAGUACUGGUUCUAAUUAGGUAUUCCUUAUGAAAGCUGUGACAACUGAAGUAUGAUUGAAACACAUUUUUACGUAUUAAAGAAUUUUAUAUUUAUAGAAGGCUGAUUUAAUAAAAGGAAAUCUGGAUUCUGUUGCUCUAACUGUAUAAACAUUUUUGGAAUUAUUUUAAUGCUCUCACUUUAAGUGCACAAAAGGAGAAAUUAAGCAUGAAGGCUAGGAAUUUGUGCUGACAUUCCAACUUGACCAAUGGUAACCAUUGGUGUUACAAAGCUGUACCAGCUCUAUAUAGAGCAUGUACCAGAAGGUCCUGCAAUAUCUUGGAACACUUGCACUGGUGUUAAAGAUGGAGUGUUUGCUUGGAUAAUGUUCAUUCCUUUAGUUUUAUUGAUCUAAAUCAAUUUAAAGUAGGGUAGGUUUUGUGUAUGGUUUUGUGUAUGGUCCUUUGGGGAUUGUUUUAAUUUUAAUGUUAAGGAGGAAACUAAACAAAUGCACUGUUACUGUCUGGAAUAACUCUUUUUGGAGCCAUUAUGGUAUAUCAUGUGUAUACUGUACUGUACCUUUUAUUACCAAGUUGUUGGGUUUUUUUAAUGAGUGUAUUUACUCACAUGAGUUCUUGCAAAGCUGUUUCAGUACGUUUUGUAUACAAUGGCUUGCUUAGAGAUCUUUUUCAGGAGUUGCUGAGCCAGUUGAACCGGAAUGGCUCCCUUAGAGCUGUUCAAUCUAGUGUUUGAAUUGGAUAAUUUAGUAAACAUGCAGGUUAUAGUAAACUAGAAAAUAAUAGGGAAUAUAUAUUGUGCAAUAGAUGGAUGUAAAGAUAUAUUGUUCUUCUUCACCCUACCCCAUCCAAAAACUCUAAAAGCAGCUAGAUCCUGCUAAUUACACAUCUUGUUAAAUAAUGUACACAAGUGAUGUCAAAACACAAAAAACUUGCCAAACUAACAAACCUCUUUCAUUCCAUUCACUUUUCCCUGAAACUGGCUUGAAAAGUAAGUAUUCUCAUGAGUUUUACACAACAGGUAUUAACAUGGAGUGACUUCUGAUCUGUGGUUACACUUGUGGAAGUAGCAGCUGAUAAAAAUGAAAUGUUAAUGAUACCUUACCUGUAGAAUCGCAAAUGAUAAAAGUAUUUAAUGUCUCACUAUAUGAGCCCACAUAUGUACAUGCACACACUGGUGUCAAAAUGGUAGAAAUGGUAGAAAACAGAGUGAUGGUGUGACAGGAGAGUUUUAGAAUGUUUACCAGAAUAUUCUAGUAGGUUUUCCAAAAUUUUUUAGUGACUGACUAAUAACAGAGAAUUCCAUGCAAAAUUAUGUAAAAUGCCAUGAGAUUUUAAUGCAAGUCACUGUAAUGCAAAAAAAACCCCAAACAAACACUUAUACUCAACAGAUAAAAAUAAUGCUUUUUCUCCAGCUAAUUAUGUGGAUAAAUCAACAUUUAUUUUAAACCAGGGAAAUCAAAUAGAGAAAUUCCAGAAAUGGUACAAGUGAUUUGACUAUAAGUAGCAUAGUUACCCAAAUUCAAGAUUAUUUCACAUUUAAGACACCCCCCACUUCUUAGAUUUUAGACAUGGAAAAUUAUAAAUUUGUUUUAAUUUCCCAUGUCUAGAAUAUGGUUAUUGAGUGUCUUCUUACAUUCAUUCCCCCUACUACUAGCUCAGGGAAAGUGGUGCUAGGGAAAGCAGACCUGGGGGGGAAGGCAGCCUGCCCCAAGCCCCAUGUGUCCCCCUCCCCUCUUGCCACUUGCCCCCCUCUGGUGCUUGCCUCCCCACUCCUACCGUCCCUCCCUGCCCUCCUUACCUUUGCAGCUGCUCUGGCUCUCUCUCCAUUAAGGGCACAGAGUACCUGACUGGGUCAGGCAGUAGCAGUAGCUCCUGCUCCAGUCUGGAUCAGGGUCAGAGCUGGAGCGCAGCACCUCCCUCUCGCCCCCUGUUCUGCAUCCCCCCUCUACCACAUGCUCUUUCCCCUGCACCCCUCUUGUUCCCUGCUUCUCUUCCCCUGCACCCCUCUCUAUGCUCCCCUCACUACAUGCUCCCCUUUACCUGCGCUCCUUUUGCUCCAUGCAUCCCUUCCCCCACUCCUCUCUGCACCAUGUGCCUCUUCCCCAUGCUCCUGCCAGUACCAUGUACCCUUUCCCCCAUGCUGCCCCCUACAUUGCUUGCCCUGUUUCUCACACCCCUUCCCUGUGUUCCCCUAGCUCUACAUGUCCCUUCUCCUGCAACCCUUUCCGCUGUGCCCCCCACCCUGCACUGCACACCCCUUCCCCAUGCUCUCUUCAGCACUGUGUGCCCUUUUCCAUGAGGUACUCCUGGCACUGUGUGUUCCCUUUUCCUUGUGUUCCCUCCCAAUUUGUGUCUCCUUCCCCCAUGCUUCCUCCAUGCACCCCUACCUGCUGCAUGAGCCAUCCUGGCCUUGUCCAGAGCUGCAGCAGCUGCUUGCCUGGCCCAUAUUCAGAUCUAUGACAAGGAUUUCCCCCCACCUGCCUCCCUUGCUGAAUGGGGAAAGAAAUCUCAUCUUAGAGUUAAGUAAAUAUGGUAAUAACGAGUUCUCUGAUAUUUGAUUUAUUGUUAGGCUCUUUGACCUCUGGAUAAGGUAUGGAAUACUGUACCUUCAAGGCUUAUCUGCUAAUUUGUCACAUGCUGAAAAUAACCAUCUAGUUUUUAAUGAUCAUUUGAAACUCCAAAGCACUUUAUAAAAUGAAUUGCAGACUGGUUAUGCAUCACUUCCUCCAUCAUUGAAGUGCACUGCAGGGGUAAAAUGUUGCAACUACCUAACAUUGCCUAGCUAAAAAAUUUUAGGUCAAGAAAUGAAGGAUACCUUCUCUUGAAGCAAAUCCAAGAAUUUUAGGUAGUAGAAAUAUUAUCUGAAUAGGAAUUUGACUGAGACAAAUAAUAGUGUCAAUCUGAAUUACAGCCAUAGUAAUAAGCAGCUGAUUUCUAUUGGCCACUUCAGUGAGGAACUGUUUCUAAUAAGAAAAGCUGGAGAGAGAAAACAGUUUUUAAAAAAGGAGAGUGAAGGAGUGACAAGUAAAGCCAAAAAGCAUUGUUCUGCUGUAAGAAAAUCCAGUAUUGCUAUUUCACUGAGACUGAUACCAAUUUAAGGAACAUCAGUUUAAAACAAGAACAAAAUUAUGAUGCUAUAUCUGUAAAUAAAAUGGGUACGCUCUAGCCUUUGGGGGAAAAAAAUUCUUGCUGUUGUGCUGAAGGGGAAGCAAAUCCUCUUCUCUAGAUCAUCAGAACAAGUGUGGUUACUGUGGAAAGGAAUAGGACAAGAUUUGAGGAGGGUGUACAGGGCAUCUGGAUCUCCUGUGUGAAGCAGUGCUGCUUGAAAGUUUGUGCUCACUUUCUCACAAAGAUGGCUACAGAACUAACCAACUAGCUAUGGGUCAGCUGGCCAUCAAUUUUCUUGAAAAAGAUGCAGGAACAGCAGAGUAUUCAGGAAUCUCAAAAAGGAUAGGGGACUGAAAGAGAGGUUCAUAUGUUCCAAAGAUAUAAUCCCUAGCUCACAGCCUGUUUUUCCAAGUAUAUGAAAGACAAAUCCAACCUGUAUUUGCCAUUUAAAAUAGUGAAUUUAUUAAUGCAAGCAGCUUAUAGAUACCUAGAACCAAUCUUUUAUUUAAAUAUGUAUAAUAUAUCAAGGUAUUUAUUUACAGCAGCUUGACUGUGUGAUAUUAUUGAAAGGCAAACAUGAUGGAAGUACUGUUUUUUUAUUUCAUACUGUAUAUGGAAAUUUGCCUGACAUCCACCAGGAUGUGUAGCUAUUUUAUUCAAAUAAUAACUGUUAAAACCAGUUGAAUAUACCUGUUGCUAUGUGAGAUUAUUCUACAGUUGAAGCAGUUCAGCAACUCGAUGGUUGCAAAAUCGUGAGUGAGGUAAAACAGAUUUACUUCAUAAAUUGAUUUAAAUUUCUAUCCAUAAGUGCCCAUUAAAUCUCUUGUAUAUGACAGAGAAUCCAAAUAUGUUUGCUUGUAAUUUAGUAGAACAUCUUUGUUUUAGACAAAGUAAAAUAUGGUUGUUCUGUCACCAAGAAUUUUGAAACCUUUAAUAACGAUGGGUAGACUAAUAUGCUAAUUUUUGCUUAUUUAAAAUAACAUCUGUUUUACUGUAACUGUUACUGGUUGCUUCAUUCUCUCCCUAAGAUGAAUUUUGUAUUUUGGCAGCAUUUUUGCUUUUCAGUUCCUUGAAUGUCCUCUCUUCAGUUUUGGAAACAUGUAAUUGUUUUGUGUUUUUUUAACUUAUUUUGGGGUAUAAUUCAGAAGAAUAUAAUUGAUUUCUUUCUUGCUAAGCUGUUUUUAAAAUUGAUAAAUCAAUCUUGGCUUUCUUA